GACACCAUUCCGGCGAUGGUCUUCCAUGGUUGAAUUGCUUUCUCGCAGCAGUUGUCGUCCUUACAAAUCGGCUUUUUACAUCGUUCUCCUCGCAUAGUGUUUUAGUCGUGUCGCACUUAAAAGAUUUUUCAGUCAAUAAGUUUUAAAAAGAUUGGAACGUUUUUGAAUCAACUAGUUUUUAUUUUUACUACCAGUACCACAAAAACACAAAACAAAAAAAGGAUAAAAAGUCCUGAGCUCGAAGAGGAGAGAUUUUGUGCACCACUAUUCAGUUAAUAGAAACUUGAGUGUUUUAUUUUACAAUAUUUUGUGCACUUUGUGUUAAGUGAAGAUAUCCUGAAUAAAAUACAAAAUAAAAAGGAUUUUAUUUUUAUCCUUUUUACUACUCUAUUUGUGUCUUCUUAAUACCUCCUCGUGUUAUAAAUACUAUUCAUUGUCCUGCGGUUUGAAUAGAAACAAGCUACGACGGACGUCAGACAUCAGCCAUAAGCUAUCAGAGUGUCGUCGACUAAUCUAAUUACAUUUCCGGUGAGUUAUUUCGGUUUCGUGUGAGAUCUUAUAGAUCCGGUGUGAAUUUCCAUCUGCGCGAAUAUUCGUUUCUAAAAAAGGAUCAAAAGUGCCAGGACUAGUGUCAGUGCCAGUGCCAGUGUAAGUGUCAACAACGAACGUAAAAGGCAAACAUCAUGAAGGCUGUGCUAUUUCUAUCGCUAUCAAUUUUAAUCCUUGGUGUUAAGGCAUGGCCAUCACCAAUGAAAAUGCCAUUUGAUGUUUUUCCAGAAGGAUAUAAAGUUCAUACGAUUUCAGAUUGCAUGCAUGUUGCAUCCGAGCCAGGAGAUUAUGUAUUCAAGAAGACUCCACACAUGAUUCCACCCAAAGAAGUAGACUUAUUAGACGUAGGAGAUUCUAUGGCAGUUUGCGGUUUAUAUGUGAUUGGAGAGCCUGACACUAUAAUCGAAAUAACAAUGAAAUACUAUGAUGUCAAUUGUGAAACAGGUGGACUUAUGGCGUUUGUGGAUGGUUGGGAACUUAAUGGAGAAUACUUCCCUGGAAUUGAAGAUCACCAUAAGUCACGAGAUGAUCGUAUAGUCGAGUUUUGUAAUAAUUACAAUCAAUGGCCACCAAUUAGCAAUAAGAAAUUCUUCCGGUCCAAUCAAAAUGCAGCCCUGCUGCAAUACAGAAUUCCAACCCGAGGUUCAUUUAUAGCAAAUGUCCGUUUCCAUAAAAUUACUCAACCUUGCAACAUUCUCGUCCACGACACUGUUGCCAUCUAUCAGCUAAGUAAUUUUGGACAUCAAAGAAAUUGUACCCUGUCAGCACUUUUCCCAGCUGUUGUAGCUUUGGGAAAUUUGAAAAUUGGCGGUAAAAGUGCUAUGAAGGAAAAAGUUAACUAUGAGUGUACUAUGCCUGAUAGGCUUCAAAUUGGAGGAACAUCUGGAUUGGAUUCGAGUGGAUUGGAGAAAUCAUGUGAAGUCUGUGGCUAUUCAGAUGAACGUGGUCCAGAACAGGCUAUUUUCUGUGGCAUUACUACAAUUCGUCUUGUAUCGAGUGGAAAAUAUCAAAAUUUAGCUGUGGUUGCGCUAAGAAAGGCCGAUGAGAAUGAUUUGGAAAUUGCUACACUUGUCUGUCCAUUAUAAUUUGCUUAAUUUCAAUAUUCUUAAAACAUCCAUCGACAACAAACAACAACAAAAAACUUCUACGAUUUUAUAUUAUUUAAAACAAAAAAUAUCUCAUAACAAUUAUUUAUUAAUAAUCACAAAUUUCCCACACAUAAGAACAUAAAAGAAAACUUUAAAAGUAGCCAAAAAUGUCUCCAAAAAAGUAGUGAUAGACCAAAAACCAAAUGCAUAUAAAAUGUACAUUAUGUACUUACAUCUAAACAAGAAGUAAUGUCUCAUAAAAUGUAGAAUAAAAGCAAAAUAAUAAAUAUAUUAUCUCCAAAAUGUGUAAAUACCAAUUCAUAAACAUGCUAAUUGAAAAUACCUACCUUAAAAAAUUCAAAAAAAUAAAAAUCAUUAUCAUUAUUAUUUGAUGUUAAAAUACUUUUCGAGUAUAUAAAUGUUAAAAUAAUCAAAACAAAAAAUAAUUUAUUGAA
Molecule: messenger RNA, 2092 nt
Organism: Eupeodes corollae
Lineage: Eukaryota; Metazoa; Arthropoda; Insecta; Diptera; Syrphidae
Product: corticotropin-releasing factor-binding protein
Exons: 7
Coding region: 684-1634 (316 amino acids)
Biological process (GO): negative regulation of corticotropin-releasing hormone receptor activity; negative regulation of corticotropin secretion; hormone-mediated signaling pathway
Molecular function (GO): corticotropin-releasing hormone binding
Source: RefSeq, a predicted model, not a curated record